CAUAAAUGACCUCCCCUCAUAUACGAGCCGUGUGUCUUCCCACAGAGAAAAGCAAAGGCAAUCGUCUCGUUUCUGUGAGCACUAGGGGGAGACAGACACUGUCGCUGGAUACUCAUUCAUCGGCUUUAUUGGGAAAUUGAGUCUGUGAAACCAUUUUAGACACAUCUGAAGGAAAGGGGGGUAAUUGUUCAUUUGCCUGCUGUUGGGAAGUGUCAUUAAAGGGAGGUUAAAAUGGAUCCCAGCCCGUUUGUAUGGGUGUGGGGACUCUUUGAAGGGCAUUUUCUCCAUCCUUAACAGUCAAAUAGGGGUUUUGGGUCGGGUCACCUUCCUCUGUGUGACUAAUCUUGCGCACCACUUGUGCCAAAUCGCCUAAACCAGGCAACGGCCAGUCGGACCCUUGCAGCGUUUUUUUUCCAAGUAGGGUGGGGGUGCCAAGUGCCACUUAUUAGAAACCCCCACCUCGGAGGAUCUUUCGACAAUCGGAUCUCUCGACAACCCUGGCGUUGCUGCCCAGUCAAUCAUCUGCCCACGCCAAGGAUGCACAGCCGCGCGCUGCAAGAUCGCAGAAAUGUUUCCGGCUGUUCAUCACUGCCGCUUCCUUGACUGCUGGAUGUAGACGCCGACGCGCCGCCGACACCAACAACCAACAACCAACCAACCAACACCGCCAUCCGUGCCCCCAACUUUCACCGCGGUCCUUCCCUUUCGCCUUCUCCUUUCAGAUCAAGGGUUAAGGUGUGAUUUUUCUUUUCCUCCCCCCCCCCCCCCCUUACCCAUCGUCUCUCUCACGGGAAGCGCCCGGCGAUCAUUUGCUUGCAGCGCGCAGUAUGCGAGCAGCGGGGCUGGAGGUCGGCGCUGCCUGGGUCUGAUCCCUCAAGACACCGCACGUGCGCGCGUCCUUCUCCUCGGACACAUCUCGGAGACAACCGUGCUUUGGGCUCUCCAGCCGUUUCCUCUUCUGCCGGCAGUGCGAUGUCCACUAGGAGGACAUCGUUGACGGACAAGCAGGCUAAAAACGGCACGUCAAAAUAUGUGUUGGAGAGAUGCGCCUCCAUCAACGAGUACUACGAUAUUGCCUUCAAGGUGAUGCUGCUCGGAGAUUCGGCGGUGGGGAAGACGUGCAUCUUGGUGCGCUUUAAAGACGGGGCUUUUCUGGGAGGCAACUUUAUAGCCACCGUUGGAAUAGACUUUAGGAAUAAAGUGGUGGAUGUGGACAACCUGAAAGUCAAGCUCCAGAUCUGGGAUACAGCCGGCCAAGAGAGAUUCCGCAGCGUAACGCACGCCUACUACAGAGAUGCUCAGGCGUUACUCCUGCUUUAUGAUAUCACCAGCAAGCCAUCCUUUGACAAUAUCAGGGCCUGGCUGACUGAAAUACACGACUAUGCCCAGAAGGAUGUGGUCAUCAUGUUGCUCGGCAACAAGUCAGACAUGACUGCGGAGAGGGUCGUGAAGAGGGAAGAAGGGGAGAGGCUGGCAAAGGAGUACGGAGUUCCAUUUAUGGAGACCAGCGCAAAGACGGGAGUCAACGUGGAGCUGGCUUUCCUCGCCAUAGCAAAGGAGCUGAAACACAGAGUGACACAGCAGCCUAACGACCCCAAGUUCAAGAUUCACGACUACAUCGAGUGCAAGAAGCACAAGUCCAGCUGCUGCGGCCUGGUGUAGCUGAAGCUGGACA
This is a messenger RNA of Menidia menidia (Atlantic silverside), 1675 nucleotides long. The record is from the annotation of a GenBank genome assembly. NCBI's taxonomy places the organism in Eukaryota, Metazoa, Chordata, Actinopteri, Atheriniformes, Atherinopsidae.